UUUUUCUCAUUUUCCAUUGUUCCCUUCAACGAAGAAUAAUUGUUCCCUUCAAUUAAUUCACAAAGAAGGUAUAAAGGAAUAAAGAAGAAAGAGAUCUACCGGGCAUUUAUAGCAUGAUAUUGGUGACGGAUUUAUAUCCAGGACAAUUAACCCAAAGUUAUUGGAUUUGAGAAGAUUCUUAUUUGUGGAGUCCAGGGGAUUGCGAAGUUGAUAUUUAAAGACGACAAUGGAUCAAUUGAAAGCCAAAGCUAAUUAUUUCAGGGUAUGUCAUUUGUUGGUAGAUAAAGCAACAAAUGCUUUGAGAAAUGCUUUGCAUGCCAUGCAUCCACCUUCCACCUUAGCUUCUGUACUGAAUGCCAACAGAGCGACCUUGCAGAGAAUCCGAUACAGUGUAAUUAAAGCCUCGCAAUGGGAUCUACUCUUCCCAAGAUCUGGUACACCAGAUUCAAACAACUUUGAUAUUAGCCUAUUGACUGUCCUGCUCCGAAAUAUUUGUGGAUUGUCUGCACCAGCCACCGGAUGGAAUGUGAUGCCUCCAGUCAGCGAUACGUCUAUAUCUGCAAAUAUUUUAAGAGUCAAAAUGUUUAGAAAUGAAGUCUAUGGUCAUAAUCCGACUGCUGUUUUGGACGACGUAACAUUUGAAACAUUGUGGCAAGAAAUUUCUGUUCCGUUAGUCAACUUGGGAAUUCUCCAAAAUGAUAUUGAUGAAUUAAAGGUGGCUCCUCUUAGCCCUGAAGAAGAAAGUUAUAUUGAAAGAUUGAAAGAGUGGAAACAACAAGAGGAUGAUUUUAUGUCAAAAUUAAGUGAUGUUGAAAGUAAAGUAGUCAAAUUAACUAAGAAAGUUGAAAAUGUUCAUCCCUCGCAUGUCGAGCAACUGGCUAAAUUUAACUUUGCUGGAAAGAUUCGUGACCUUUCUAGAAAAUUUCAAGAUGGCACUAGAAAGUGGUGGUUUGAUAAACUUUUACCUUGGUUUUGGAGUGAAGAAUCGAGGGUCUUGAUCCUAACUGCAGGUCCAGGUGUUGGAAAAAGUGUUUUGUCUGCAAAGCUUAGCGCGGUUUUCCGAGAACGUGGUCAACUCGCAGCUCACCAUUUCUGUGACUUUCGAAAUUCUGAUUUCAACAAUCCUCAGAGAAUCCUUCAGUCCCUUGCCAGUCAAAUGUGUGAUAAUGUUGAAGGAUUUCGUGAUAAACUAACUGAAAUUCUACGUCGUGAUCAUUCUCGUGACUCGCUGUCAGGCGCAUUUCGUGUUCUUUUGUGCGACCCACUCCAUGCCCUUGACAGACACGAUCCAAUGUUGAUCAUCGUUGAUGCUUUGGACGAGAGCAAAACUGAAGAGAAAAGCGAAUUUUUUGAGUUGAUAUCUGAGAAAUUUUGUGAACUGCCAGAUUGGAUUAAGAUAUUCAUUUCAAGUCGACCAGAGCUAGCAGUACGAAAGAUUCUUGAGCAUCUUCACCCGUCGGAAAUCCGUCCUGAUGAAAAAGAUCACAACCACGACAUAGAGCUUUUCGUUCGUCAUAGUUUACCUAAUUUUGAUGAUAAUAGUAUAAGGUCAGUUAUUUCAAAGUGUGAGGGAUCGUUUUUGUACGCUUAUUACUUAGUCAGUGAAUUGAAAGAAAGGGGCGUGGGAAUUGAACCCGACCUAAGUGAUUACAUCUCCAACGGUAUUUCCUGAUAUUACGAAAAACAGUUCAAACGUUUAGACAUAGGCCUCAAACGUUUCAAGCAAGAUACUUCAUGUCUCUUAAACAGUUUUAUUAAUGUCGUUGCCGUUUCUAAGGAACCUCUGCCAAUAAAAGUUCUUUUCACAUGCAUGGGUCUCUCUAGAGAAGAAUUUAAAGUACGUAAAGCGGUUCUUGACUUAUUGUCAGAGAUUCUUCCAGUUUAUGAUCAAUGUCUGACUGUUUAUCAUAAGUCAUUAUGGGAUUGGCUGACAUUGAACGGUUUCGAAGAACAUGCAUUCGUUGCAGAUGUUGAUGACGGCAAUAGACGUCUCUGGCGUGCUUGUAAGAAACAAUUCUGCGAGAUAGAUGCUUUGAAGUCUGUUUUAGAAUUCCAAAUUUCACCCGAGAAUAGGUACGCUUUAGAAAAUGGUUGGAAAUAUUUGGUCGAUACAGGCGAGGUAGAGGAGUUUCAUUGGUUGGUGCAUGUUGGUAUAAACUUCUUGAAACUAAAAUUUUGUCCCUGCCGGAUUGUCUAUUUCGAUUUCAGUGGAAUUCUUGGCACGUAUUGUUCUAAACUUUCCAAAGAUAUUUAUUUGGGCAUCAUUCAACUUCAUUGUUUCUUCAAAAUUUUACGAAUUCGUAAAUUGUUUGGAUCUGCUGUUAAGACCGAUAGUAAAGAUCAUUGUUACGUCUACUUGCAAGCACUUGCUAAUGGGCACUUUGAUUUUUUACAAAGUGGCGCCAAUUCCAAAAGUGGAGCUAGGGAUAUCUUGGGUGCGACAAAUGAGAUUUGGAUAGAAUAUGUGACAACUGAAAGCAAUUCUAAUUUAAGCAUUGUCCCCGAAGCCGUGUUUACAGAAAGUUUACGUUUUACAUCUGUGUCACCGGACAAUACGAUACUUGCUUGCGUAUAUUUGCGAGACCAGAAAGUUCAAAUGCUUAAAAUACCAGAACUUACAACUAUCUUUGAAGCACAACUUACUAAGAUAAGCCCUUAUUUCCAAUUAUCUGCCUUUUCUCCAGAUUCUUCGUAUUUUCUAUGCACUUCAAUCCGGUUUUGCAUCAAUAUUAAAGAAAAGAAAGAGGUUCCCUUCAUUACGCACGGCCCCGAUCACAUCAUUUACUGUUCAUUUUCUUCAUGUGGAAUGAAACUUGUCACAUUAGAGAAAACGUCAAUCAAAGUGUGGGAUGUAAAAAACAAGAAUAUAUUGGUUGAAGUUGAGAAUGUGUAUGGUGCGCGAUCUUAUUGUUUGUUUAGUAAUUGUAACUCGUACAUUCUUCUUUGGCCAAUGGGUCAGGAAAGAUCUGGUUCCUCAGUCUUAGAUUACACGAAUGUCUUGAAUUCUGAAACUUUGAAAAAGAUUAAUAACAAGAAUAUUCGUGUUGACCAGAAUUUGUCUAGUAGUGAUUCCUUUCAAAUUUUUCCGCCGCCUUAUUCGGGGUUAGACUUGAAUGUUAGAAUGAAAAUGAAUUAUAUCCGUUUGCCAUGUGAUCAGACAGUUCUUAUUUCCAAUAAAUAUUGCUCAAAAGUCUUUUUGUGGAAAAACAGAAAAUGUGUAGCGUUUACAAAUGAUUUCAAAAAUUCUUUAGCUUUGGCAGUGUACGAUUUUAUAAACCAAAAGAUCGUUGACGUCUUUGAGAUUGGCUGUUUGCCUUGUGAUACUUCUGUUAAGAGCAUUUUGAAAUUAGAUGGGACGAGUUUUCUUUUAUCCUUAGGUUGUGACCUAGUACUUGUUUCAUCCCUCGAUUGGCCUGAUGCUACUUUUGUUGACAAUGCCGAAAUAGAUUGUCGUGCACUCUCUCCAGACACUUUGUAUGUCGCGUGCUGUUUUGAAAAUUGCCUUCUUUCAAUAAGAAGUGUCGAUAGUGGAGAAACAUUGCAAACUGUUGCACUGGAACGACGAGCGUUAACAUGUUGGUGGUCAGAGUCGUAUCUUUGGUUGGUCUGUGGAAGUCUGGUUGUUAAAUAUCGUUAUGAACCUACGAGUGAAAAUAUCUUUGGAAGUCAACAUGCAGAAUUUAUUGGAAAUUUAUGAACGUGUCCUUGCAUUUAAAAAUGGAGUUCUUGUGAUUUACGGCGAUCGGAAACUUUCUAUUUUAAGAAUUUGUAACGAAAAACUGUGUUAUCAAGAAACGCCGUCAUGUAGUUUUACUGACCCUUCUGUCGCAAUAAGUUCUGAUGGGUGUGCUGUUAUGUUAUUGUCUGAUUUGGUUUCAGUUUAUGAAUUGUGGGAAAUGAAAUGUGGCAACACGUGGAUAGUACGUUCAAUCGGAGAGUUGGAUCUACCGGAUAUUCGUUGGUGGUCUUUAUCUGGUACAAAAAGGAGUCGCAGUGUAGUAUUCUUGUCACCUGAAAGCUUUGUCGAUUCUCCAUUGUCUAAAAUUCGUUUACUUUCUAUUACUUUCCCAAAUGGUGUGAAAAGCUUGCAUGAACUUCCUAUUUUAGACUUUGACGGGGCUGUUUAUAUUGAUUCCGAUUUGAUCGCUAUUUUCCGCCGUAAAUGGAUACAUUUUGUUAAGGUGUCGGAAGGCAGAAUCAUAGCUUCCAGAUUCAUUGGUAAUCUUUCUUUUUUUAGGAAUGUAUUUCCUCUUUUCUUUCUUCCAUCGACGCGUUCCCUUCUGUUCGUUGAAAGCAAUGGCAACAAAUAUUUCAAAAUUCAUAAUAUUGAAAAGUAUUUAUAAUAUUUACUUGUAAUGGAUGUAAGUAGUUGAGAAUGCAAUUUCUUGUUUAAAUGCGAAAAACACGCAUAAAUCAAAACCUCCAGCUUUGCAUGGAACCUACUGAAAUAGAAAAACCACGGAAAUCGUGCGAUAUUUUUAAAAGAAUAUUUUAACUUAUUUUAGCACGAAAGGC
Dendronephthya gigantea is the source of this 4515-nucleotide messenger RNA. RefSeq lists its product as uncharacterized. The coding region runs from base 1811 to 3697 and encodes 628 amino acids. The record is from RefSeq and is a predicted model, not a curated record. The transcript is spliced from 3 exons. Lineage: Eukaryota; Metazoa; Cnidaria; Anthozoa; Malacalcyonacea; Nephtheidae. Gene Ontology annotation, molecular function: protein binding.